UUACGUCAGCACGUGCGAGCGACAAGGCCGGGUCCCUGGAAUAGAGAGGGGGCGCUUCCUGUGCAUGUUGGCUGUGAGACGGUCUCUGCCGGGUUGUAGAGUUCGACCUCAUGGCGGAGAUAAUUCAGGAACGCAUAGAGGAUCGACUCCCCGAAUUGCAACAGCUGGAGCGCAUUGGACUGUUCAGUCGUGCGGAGAUUAAGGCUAUCAUUAAAAAGGCUUCAGAUCUAGAAUACAGAAUACAGCGAAGAACUCUUUUUAAGGAAGACUUUAUCAAUUAUGUUCAAUAUGAAAUCAAUCUUUUGGAACUGAUCCAGCGAAGACGAGUUCGUAUUGGGUAUUCAUUUAAGAAGGAUGAGAUUGAAAAUUCUAUCGUACACCGGGUACAAGGUGUCUUCCGACGUGCGUCAGCCAAGUGGAAAGAUGAUGUUCAACUUUGGCUGUCUUAUGUAGUCUUUUGUAAGAAGUGGGCUACCAAAGUUCAACUUAGCAAGGUAUUCUCUGCCAUGUUGGCCAUUCAUUCGAACAAGCCAGCCUUGUGGAUUAUGGCGGCCAAAUGGGAAAUGGAAGAUCGCUUGUCUUCAGAAAGUGCAAGACAACUAUUUCUUCGGGCUCUGCGCUUUCAUCCAGAGUGCCCAAAACUUUAUCAAGAGUAUUUUAGGAUGGAGCUGAUGCAUGCUGAGAAACUGAGGAAGGAAAAGCAAGAGUUUGAAAAAGCCAAGAUGGAUAUGGGGAAUCUCGAGUAUGCUGAAGAAAUCCUUAUGGGCGAGUUGGCAAGGAUCAUCUACAAAAAUUCUGUAAACAUAAUUAAAAGUGCAGAAUUUCAUGUGUCACUGCUUUCAAUUGCACAGCUAUUCGACUUUGCCAAAGAUCUGCAAAGAGAAAUUUAUGAUGACCUUCAGGCUCUGCAUACAGACGACCCCCUCACUUGGGAUUAUGUGGCCCGCCGAGAAUUAGAGAUCGAGUCACAGCCAGGAGAAGAGCCGCCCACAACAAAACAAACCAAAGUGGCAGAGGUGGGCCGCCGGGAGGAGAGGUGCUGUGCUGUGUAUGAAGAGGCGGUGAAGACUCUGCCUACAGAGGCCAUGUGCAAGUGUUACAUCAACUUUUGCAUGGAAAGGUUUGCUAAGAAGACAAGCAGUCGGCACCUCAGAGAGAAGAGGCUGGAAAGAACCAUGGUUGCAUUCAGGAAGGCACAUGAUCUCAAACUUCUAUCAGAAUUCCAGUACAAGCAGUGGAGCGAGUUGUUGCUGCACCAUGACUUCCUUACAGAAGCUCUGGAGGUGGCAGGAGCCGGGAUGGAAUUGUUCAGAGGCUCCGUGAUGAUGUGGCAGGUGAAGCUGCAGGUCCUGAUUGCCUCAAAGAGCCCUGACGUAGCCAUGCUUUUUGAAGAAGCCUUUGUGCACCUGAAACCCCAGAUUUGUCUGCCAUUGUGGAUUUCUUGGGCAGAGUGGAGUGAAGGUGCCAAAAGCCAAGAAGACACUGAAGCAAUCUUUAAGAAAGCUGUCUUAGCUAUCACGGGUGGCGACUCAGUCACUCUGAAGGAUAAGUACCUGGAUUGGGCUUAUCGAAGUGGUGGCUACAAAAAGGCCAGAGCUGUGUUUAAAAGUUUACAGGAAAGCCGUCCAUUUUCAGUUGAUUUUUUCAGGAAGAUGAUCCAAUUUGAAAAGGAGCAAGGCUUUCACGUAUAUUUUCCCGUGGAGGUGCCCAUGUUCCCCCAGGAAUCCUGCAAGAUGGCGAACUUAAGAGAAUAUUAUGAGAGAGCUUUGAGAGAAUUUGGAUCCGUAGAUUCUGAUCUUUGGAUGGAUUACAUCAAAGAAGAAUUGAACCACCCCCUUGGUAGACCUGAGCACUGCGGACAGAUCUACUGGCGAGCCAUGAAAAUGUUGCAGGGAGAGUCAGCAGAGCUGUUUGUAGCUAAACAUGCUGUGCACCAGGCCGGCCAGCUGUGAAAAGAGGAAGAACACAGCCAACUUUGUGAAAUAGUGUUGUAAGCCCUCUGCAUAGUUUUGUAUUAUGCAUUCAUCUGCAGUUUGCUUAGAUGGCAGGCGAGAUGGUGUCUGAUUUUGAGACAUGCUUUAAUUUUGUUAAUGCACUAAUCUUUAAUUCCAGAAAAGAGAACUGCUGUUUAGUGGCCAGAGGCCAAUUGUUGAGGCCAGACCUACCAUAGGUCCUAAAUGUUUUCCAAAAUACAUGGAAAUCGCAUCACUGAUCUUCUUUUAUCACCACUGGUCAAACUUGAGUAUCUCUAAUCUAGACCCAGGGGUCAGUUAAGAUAGGAAAGUACAGUUCUGUUUAUUUUCUCUUUAUUAUAAAAGUAUAUGUGGGGGCUUCCCUGGUGGCGCAGUGGUUGAGAGUCCACCUGCCGAUGCAGGGGACACGGGUUCGUGCCCCGGUCCGGGAAGAGCCCACAUGCCGCGGAGCGGCUGGGCCCGUGAGCCAUGGCUGCUGAGCCUGCGCGUCCGGAGCCUGUGCUCUGCAACGGGAGAGGCCACGACAGUGGGAGGCCCGCGUACCGCAAAAAAAAAAAAAAAAAAAAAGUAUAUGUGGUAUGCAUUUGUUGUCGAAAAUAUGGGCGGAAUAGAAUAAUGUGGAAAAGAAAAUAAAAGCAUUCUGUAAUUUUAUCAUCUGGACUAAAAAUCACUAAUUUGAUUUCCUUUAUUAGAAUUGAUUUAUACUGUUAGAUCAUUUACUCAUUCAUUCAUUCAUUGAGUGCCCGUCAUAGGCAGGAAAGAGGAGAAGCUUUCUGGGAUGGAGGUAAGGGUUGGAGGAACAGAGCUGGAUGUCCUGAGUUGGUAGAAGCAGCAGAGAAGGAUGCUGGGUAUUGGGGGAAAAGUUGUCCUUUAAGAAGAUUUAAGUGAUUAUAAAAGUGUGUUCUAUCUCUGGGACCGAUCUGCAGAGAAAUGUUUACAUUGGGGAGGCCCAGCAACAAAAGAAGGGCAGGGGUAGGGAGUAAGUUAGAAAGAGAAGGGCUUCAGAGGCGAGGAUGGAGGAUGGCUUGGAGUAGAGAAGGGCGUUCUGGGAGCAGGGGAGGCAGUUGUUUGAAUUGUACAUUCUGUAACUUAACAUUGUGAUGCUGUCACUGGGAGAAGCAUUCAGUUCAGUUUUACUUACUGUUAUGUUUCACUUAAUAUUAUGGUUUUUUUUCCAUGUCAUUAAAUAGCCUUAAAAAGAUUUAAUGAAUUCAGAACAUUCCAUUGUAUAGAUGAGGCAUGACUUAUUUUACUAAUCCCCUAUGGUUGGACCUUGUCAUUUCUAAUUUUUUCUUGUAAGUACUGUUGGUGAAGAUUCUUGUAAAUCUUUGUUAACAUCCCUGGUUAUUUCUUUAGGAGACUGACAUCUGACAGGAGAAUUACUGUAUUAAGGGAUAUAACUGUUUUAAAGAAUAUUGAUAAGUGUUGCCAGUUUGCAAUGUAUGAAAAUACUUUCAAGCACUGUGGGUAUUAUAUUUCUUAUUUUUACCAUUUUAAUAGGUGAAAACUGACAUAUCCUUGUUUUAAUGUGCAUUUCUUUGAUAUCAGUGCAGUUAAUGCAUUUUUCCUGGCUCUCAUGUCUUUUCAUGUUUGACUAUUUUUUGACCUUUUUUUUUUUUUUUACUAAUUUAUAAGAGUUUUUUAUGUACUAAGAAUAGUAAUCUUUAGUUCUUCUCUUCUUUUUUGCAAAUAAUUUGCCCCCAGCUUUUUUUUUUGUGGUGUUUUUUGAGGUCCAGAGGUUUUGUAUGUAUGAUUUCUAUUGUUGAAAACCCUACCUCUUGCUGAGGACAACUCAGUAUUUUUUCCCCCAUGCAGUUAAUUAAAUUUUCCACAACACCGUUUGUAGCCAUUUUGGUCUCUGCUGAUUUGUAAUACUACCUUUAUUAUAUAUUAAAUUCCUAUGACUAUUAGAGUCUAUUUUAGGGCAUCUUUAUUAGGAGCUUUUUUACCCAA
This is a messenger RNA of Globicephala melas (long-finned pilot whale), 3926 nucleotides long. It is a transcript of the gene UTP6, whose product is annotated as UTP6 small subunit processome component. Gene Ontology annotation, molecular function: protein binding; snoRNA binding. Gene Ontology annotation, cellular component: small-subunit processome; Pwp2p-containing subcomplex of 90S preribosome. Gene Ontology annotation, biological process: maturation of SSU-rRNA from tricistronic rRNA transcript (SSU-rRNA, 5.8S rRNA, LSU-rRNA). The record is from RefSeq and is a predicted model, not a curated record. NCBI's taxonomy places the organism in Eukaryota, Metazoa, Chordata, Mammalia, Artiodactyla, Delphinidae.